Messenger RNA from Cololabis saira (Pacific saury), 2306 nucleotides. RefSeq names its product propionyl-CoA carboxylase subunit beta (gene pccb). Gene Ontology annotation, cellular component: mitochondrion. The record is from RefSeq and is a predicted model, not a curated record. Gene Ontology annotation, molecular function: propionyl-CoA carboxylase activity. The transcript has 15 exons. Bases 13 to 1686 code for a protein of 557 amino acids. Lineage: Eukaryota; Metazoa; Chordata; Actinopteri; Beloniformes; Belonidae.
GGCACAGCAGCGAUGGCGGCCUUCAGUGCAGCUCGGAACAGUUGUGGUCUGAUCAAUGGUUUGAGGGUUUCUUUUAGGAGCCUGGCGCAACUGAAACAUGGAGCUGCGUCUGCAUCAAUGUCGCAGACGGGACGGGACUGCCGCUGGUACUCGGUCAGCCACCUGUCCGUGAAGCAGAGGAUUGAGAAUAAACGCGAGGCAGCGCUGGUCGGGGGAGGUCAGAAGAGAAUAGAUGCCCAGCACAAGCGGGGGAAGCUGACAGCCAGGGAGCGAGUGGAGCUCCUGCUGGACCAGGAGUCCUUUGUGGAGACGGACAUGUUCGUGGAGCAUCGCUGCGCUGACUUCGGCAUGGAGCAGGACAGUAACAAGUUCCCUGGCGACAGCGUGGUGACGGGCCGUGGCAGGAUCAACGGCAGGCUCGUUUACGUGUUCAGUCAGGACUUCACUGUGUUCGGUGGCAGCUUGUCCGGAGCUCACGCCCAGAAGAUUUGCAAGAUAAUGGACCAGGCCAUGACGGUUGGGGCUCCCGUCAUCGGGCUCAACGACUCUGGGGGAGCUCGGAUCCAGGAGGGGGUGGAGUCUCUAGCUGGAUAUGCUGAUAUAUUCCUGAGGAAUGUGUUGGCUUCAGGAGUCGUCCCGCAGAUCUCCCUCAUCAUGGGUCCCUGUGCUGGGGGGGCCGUCUACUCCCCUGCCCUGACAGAUUUCACCUUCAUGGUUAAGGACACGUCGUACCUGUUCAUCACGGGCCCAGACGUGGUGAAGUCUGUCACCAAUGAAGAUGUGACUCAAGAGGAGCUCGGUGGAGCCAAAACUCAUACUACUGUAUCUGGUGUCGCCCACCGAGCGUUUGAGAACGACGUGGAGGCUUUGCUGAACCUGCGAGAGUUCUUCAACUUCCUGCCACUCAGCAACCAGGACCCCGCCCCCAUCAGGGAGUGCCACGACCCUCGCGAUCGAUCGGUGAAGUCAUUGGACACCAUUGUCCCAUCAGAGUCCACGAAAGCCUACGACAUGUUGGACAUCAUUCAUGCGAUCGUGGAUGAGAGGGAUUUCUUUGAGAUCAUGCCCAAUUAUGCCAAAAACAUAGUCGUGGGAUUCGCCAGAAUGAAUGGACGCACCGUGGGCAUUGUGGGUAAUCAGCCAAAAGUGGCUUCCGGUUGUUUGGACAUCAACUCCUCAGUGAAGGGAGCCCGCUUUGUCCGCUUUUGUGACGCCUUCAACAUUCCCAUCAUUACCUUUGUGGAUGUGCCAGGUUUCCUGCCAGGUACGUCUCAGGAGUACGGAGGGAUCAUCAGACAUGGGGCCAAGCUCUUGUAUGCCUUCGCCGAAGCCACCGUUCCCAAAAUAACCGUCAUCACCAGAAAGGCGUACGGAGGAGCUUAUGAUGUAAUGAGCUCCAAACACUUGAGGGGAGACGUGAACUACGCCUGGCCCACGGCUGAAGUUGCUGUCAUGGGUGCUAAGGGCGCCGUUCAGAUCAUCUUCAGAGGAAAGGAAAACCAGGCCGAAGCCGAGGCUGAAUACGUGGAUAAGUUCGCCAACCCGUUCCCAGCUGCCGUCAGAGGUUUUGUUGAUGACAUCAUCGAGCCAGCGACCACACGUAAGAAGAUCUGCGAUGAUCUGGACGUGCUGGCCAGCAAGAAGCAGGUCAACCCCUGGAAGAAGCAUGCCAACAUUCCUCUGUGAAACCCAGAUUGGCGCCGCUCGUUCACACUACCAACACCUGUGUUUUUUUUCUUUCUACGUUGUAAUGAACUGCAGCGGCGAUGACUUCAGAAAGCUGCUGUGGAGAUUUAAGUCAUCAUAAUGUUUACCACUCCACUAAAAGCAUAAGUAAAGACCCCCCCUCAACUCGGUUUCCUGCAAACAUCACUGUUUAUGUUUCAAACCAUUUGGAUUUGGAGGAACUUUGGGUCCUGUGAUGGAAAUCAGACCACGUAGCUUUCCAUUUUUAGUCUGAUAUGCAAAAUAUUGAGGGGAAAUUCCUUCAAAAGACCUGAACUCAGUAAUAAUCAUGUCAGCAGUGACCAUAUUGGCCACUAUUGUUGAUUUUCCCUUUUUAUUCUUUAGGAACAAGGUUAUAUCUGAAAGAGCAGACUUCAUAAACAUCUUAAAAACGGUCACUGUGACCGUUUUUACGCACCUCUGUUUGUGUACUGUGUUUGGGUUUUUUGCAGUACUUUCAGAUGCACUUUGUCAUCUUUUUAAGGUCAUAAAAAGUCAUUUCUCAAAACCUGGAACUGUGCCUUUUUCUCUGCGGUGGCUGUCCACCCUGCCGUCUGUAAAAUAAAUUGUGUAUUCAGUAA